GUUGACGUCGUCGAAGGUCGUCGUGACGGCUCGGCUUCGAAGGGCUUUUUUUCGCAGUGCAAAUUUAAGUAAUAUGGCCUCCGUGGUGCGGGAAAAUUCGCGAAAAUCGAAGUAAUCGCUGGAAUUUGCUGGAGUGUUUGGGUUGUUGUGGUGGAAGUGGGAGAGACGUCAAAAAGUAGAAAAGAAUAAAAACAAAAUUUUGCAAGUGUGAAAAAAUCCAGAACCAGGAAGUGUUACCAAAUGUUUAGUGACAAACAGUGAAAAUUUAAAGUUCAAGUGCAACGAGCUCGUAAAUAUUCACGUAAAAGAGAGAAGAACCUACCGCAGCCAUGGACCCGGUCGUGGGAGAGGAUACCGCCACCGGUAACACUCUGAGCGCAGACGAGCUCGAGAGUUGGACCCUGCUAGACAGUUCGCCCCGGCGAUCGCCCAAUCCGGUCCAGACUAUGGACUCCAAGCGGAAGGAUCACCCUAGUCAGGUGGAGGACGAGGAAGAAGAAGAGGACGUUUCUGAGGCGGAAAGUGCAUCCGAAGAAGAAGAAGAAGCAAACGAAGCAGACCAGGAACAAGAGGAAAAAGUAGAAGAGGUAGUUAGUGUCAAGGAGAAGACCAGCCGCGUUGAAGUGGUCCAGGAGAAGGGGCCUGCUGCACGUGACACCCGGCAGGAUGAUGCCGUCCAGAAGAAGAAGAAGAAGCAUCGGAAGAAGCGCACCGACAGUGAACCAAGCGUCGAAUCCCAGGACGACGACGGAUGCUCCUCGGACGGCAUCAGCGUGAUAAGCGAAAGCGAUGGGUCCGAGACCCGGGUCGCCCGAGCACGUGAUCAACGGAAGGUGCACCUCGCCAAGGGCAUCCGGUUGGAACCGGUGGUGACGCCGCUUGACUUGAAGGAGCAGCAGCAGCUGAGUCGAGACGACGCGAGCAAGCAGUUGGUUCGGGAAGACGCGAUCGUUCCCUGGGGAGGCGUUAACAGGACGUCGGUGGUCGUGCUGGGGAUGGUUGUAACGGCGAUCGUCGCCGUUUUGGUGGGGAAUUCCCGGCUGCACACGAAUCGAGUUGAUGAGUUCAGCUUCCAGCACGAGCAGCGGAUAUCCGAGCUGGAGUUGGAGAAUAACAUCCUGAAGAACGAGAUGAACAAGCUGAAGCAUUUGUACACGCGAUCCGAGCUGGACGAGCAGGUUCAGCAAGCGGACACCGAGUGGGCUAAGGUGCUGGAUGAAAAGCUAGCUGAAGAGCAAGAACGAGUGCAACCCGAACCGGAACCGGAGCCUGAGCCGGAAUCGCCAGCGGAAGAACCGCUAAAGUUCCGCAAGGUUCCACCCCAGGACGAGGACGUCAAGCACAAGGUCGUUUGGUCCGGUGACGAUGGCCAACCGAUGCUGAUCGCGGACAAGGACUACGUGCUGCCCGAUUUCUGCUUCAACAAGGACGCCGUCCAGGACGAUCUGUUUUCCGAGUAUUCCGGCAAAUAUUGCGACAUCAAGAAGCGCAAGAUCGAAGCCAAGCAGCGCAAGGCGGAGUUUGCCCGGAAGAACCACAAACGAUACCGCGACGAGCCGAAGGACUACUCCAAGUACAUCAUCCCAACCAAGGAGGAGAUCGAAGAGUACCAACGACAAGCAACAGCCACCCCUCCAAAACCCCCGUCCCUCUCGCCCUUCGAUUUUGACUACCAGAAGGCGUUCGAAACCAUCAAGGAGGAAGGUGCCGUCAUCGUCGACAGUCUCGUGGCCAUCCUAGACCUGGACCCCGAACCGGAAUACCUCCCAACCCCAUCCCCAUCCGCCUCCUCCCUCGAAUCAGCGUCCUACCAAGCGGACGACGAGGCCAGCCCCAGCCCAACGCCCAGCACGGACAGUGUUCCGUCCGGAAUCCGCUGGGAAUCGUACCCGCCCUGGGUGAGGGAAAAGUACGAAAGCCAGCCGGAAAUGCACGCCAAGCUGCGCCACAAGGAGUCGCUGCUGUGGGACUGGGAGCGCAAGAAGAACGAGUUUUUGCACCAGGUUGGGCUGGAAACGCUCGAGGAGGUGGGCCGGAAGUCGGAGGAUGAGCUGCGGCAGCGCAGGGAUGAGUACAAGAGUAAGGGAAGGCAGCAGGGCCAGUCGGGAGAGUGGCGAAAGGAGGAGCAUCCGUACAAGGAGAGGAAGCAUGACGGACGGAAGGAGGAGUUCCGUGGGAAGAAGUACGACGAGCGGAAGGGAGGAAAGGAGCGGUACGAGGAGAGGAAGGAGUGGAACGAUCGGUCGAGGGGAAGUGGUGAAAACAGAUCUCGUGACUACAAAGAGCAGCACCACGACAAAGAUCAUCAGCAGCAACCACGGAAGAACGACGGCGACAAGCACCAGAGGAAACCCGAGCACCAUGGCGAAUCCUCAAAGGAGUGGAAAAACAACGAAUACCGCAAUGAUCGCUCUCGAGAAGCAUCCGGCGCGGGCAAACCUUACAACAACAACAAGAAGGAAGAACGGAAGGACCCUUCCCGAGAAGACAAGAAGUUCUCGGAAGAGCGUGACCACAAGAAGGACUGGAAGGAGUCGGGUUCUGGAGAGCAGCGGAAGAAUCAUUCAGGUGAACGUCGUGACGGCAAGCCACAGAACUACAAGAAGGACUGGAAGGAUGGUUCCGGUGAGCGCGACGGCAAGCCGCAGCACAAGAAGCAGUGGAAGGAAGCGUCCGGGGAGCAUUCCGGCGAGCACGGAAAGCGGAAGAACGAUCACGGGGACGACAUGCGGAGUGGAGCCAAACGGAACGGGGAUCAGUGGAACUGGAGCAAAGAUCACGGCGGUGAGGAUCAUUCCGGCGAGGGAUCCUAUCUGAGUCAGUAUCGCGGGGAGGAUCAUCACAAGAAGAAGGAGCAGGAAGGGUGGAAGCAUGAGGGGAAGCGGAACUACCGCGAUGACGAUGACGACGAUGAUGAUGAUGACGAUCAUCACAAGAAGCAUCACGGCGGCAAGGAAGAUUAUCAGCGUAAGCAUCACCACAAGGAUGACGAUCAUUGGAAGAGGAAGAAGCAUCACGACGGCGACCGGAAGUGGCAGGAACACUCCCAGGAAAGGCGGCGAUAAGUUGGCGUGUGAUUUGUGCGGGAUAUCGGAAGAAUGUGUGAAUGAGAUUUGAAGAUUUUUAAAAUUUACGAUUGGAGAAUGUGCAAAAACUUUGGAUAGGAAGGAGGCGAGCUUAACCAAAAAUAACCGGAACCGAAGAGAUUCCGGAAAAUAUAUAUUUUUUCUACCCAUUGA
Molecule: messenger RNA, 3239 nt
Organism: Culex pipiens pallens (northern house mosquito)
Lineage: Eukaryota; Metazoa; Arthropoda; Insecta; Diptera; Culicidae
Product: trichohyalin-like
Exons: 4
Coding region: 330-3065 (911 amino acids)
Source: RefSeq, a predicted model, not a curated record